AUGACCAAGGAUUCAACGACAUUAGCUGAAGAGAAUAUUGAAAUCUGGAAGGUCAAGCGUCUCAUCAAGGGGCUGGAAGCCGCUAGAGGGAAUGGCACCUCAAUGAUAUCUCUCAUCAUUCCGCCGAAUUACCAACUCUCACGUAUGACAAGGAUGUUGACGGAUGAAUAUGGCACUGCUUCCAAUAUCAAAUCCCGUGUCAAUCGUCUCUCUGUAUUGAGUGCCAUUACAUCUACCCAACACCGUUUGAAACUUUACAAUCGAGUUCCCAAUAACGGAUUGGUGUUAUACUGUGGUACCAUUGUCACCGAUGAAGGAAAGGAGAAAAAGGUCAACAUCGACUUUGAGCCGCAUAAGCCUUUGAACAAGUCAUUGUAUUUGUGUGACAACAAAUUCCACACCGAGGCGCUACAAGAAUUGCUUGAUUCGGAUGCCAAGUUUGGAUUCAUUGUGAUGGAUGGCAACGGCACUCUCUUUGGCACUUUAUCUGGCAACACACGUCAAGUGGUGCACAAAUUCUCGGUGGAUCUACCCAAGAAGCAUGGUCGUGGUGGUCAAUCAGCUGUACGUUUUGCACGUCUUCGUGAAGAAAAGCGACACAAUUACAUACGCAAGGUGGCCGAGUUGGCAACUGAUUUCUUUGUCACCCAAGACAGACCCAAUGUUGCAGGUUUGGUGUUGGCAGGAUCGGCCGAUUUUAAAAACGAGCUUGCCCAAUCGGAUCUCUUUGAUGCACGUCUCUCUUCCAAGGUGAUCCGCGUAGUGGAUGUGUCCUAUGGCGGUGAAAAUGGAUUCAAUCAGGCCAUCGCACUCGCUGCUGAGUCAUUAUCCAAUGUCAAGUUUGUCCAAGAGAAACGAUUGAUUCAAACCUAUUUUGACGAGAUAUCACAAGACUCGGGAAAAUUCUGCUACGGAUUGAACGAUACCCUGGCAGCUCUUGAAAUGGGUGCUGUGGAUCGGCUCAUUGUAUGGGAAAACCUUGAUAUGAUGCGAUACGUGAUUCGUCGCCCUGAGCAUGAGCUUGAAGAAGUGGUGCAUGUGGAUCGUGACCAGGAAGAAAAUGUGCUUUCAACCAACAACGAAGCCGAAUUGGUGGAUUCAAUGCCGUUGCUUGAAUGGUUCACUGAGACAUACAAAGAUUAUGGCGCUACGUUGGAUUUUAUCACCAAUCGCUCCCAAGAAGGCUCACAAUUUGUCAAAGGAUUUGGUGGUAUUGGAGGAUUAUUGCGUUACAAGGUCAAUUUUGAGCAACUCACAUACGACGACUCUGAGGAUGAAUAUGAAAGCGAUUGA
Lichtheimia ornata is the source of this 1293-nucleotide messenger RNA. Its product is annotated as peptide chain release factor 1. The transcript is spliced from 5 exons. Gene Ontology annotation, molecular function: sequence-specific mRNA binding; translation release factor activity, codon specific. Gene Ontology annotation, biological process: cytoplasmic translational termination. The coding region runs from base 1 to 1293 and encodes 430 amino acids. The record is from RefSeq and is a predicted model, not a curated record. Lineage: Eukaryota; Fungi; Mucoromycota; Mucoromycetes; Mucorales; Lichtheimiaceae. Gene Ontology annotation, cellular component: translation release factor complex; cytosol.